This is a messenger RNA of Closterium sp. Yama58-4, 12897 nucleotides long. Lineage: Eukaryota; Viridiplantae; Streptophyta; Zygnematophyceae; Desmidiales; Closteriaceae. The record is from the annotation of a GenBank genome assembly.
AUGAUUCCUUGGUUUUUACUGCAGGUGAUAUGGAGCAGUGGCAUGAGGGCGCAGCUGCUGCGGUUUCUGGAGGACAGGAGGGCGCAGAGGGAGGCAGAUGGGUCGUAUGCAGUGGAUGCAUGCCAGACGUUUGUGUACACUGCACUGGAGGACGAGAUCCAGGUGGGAGAUAUUUACCUCCGUCUGUUCAUCCAGCAUCCCGACUUCCCUCUUUCAGACCCUGAGUCCCUAUCCGCUGCUCUCGUGCCCUUCCUGCUCGACAUGUGCGCCCUCCUCCCCGUCUUGCACCACUCCCAAUUGCACCACACACCUCUGCACCCUGCUGCCAUCCUGCUGCUACGCAAGUGGGACCGGCGGGAGCUGGCGUGGGUGGUGGCGAAGCAAGGCGGCAUCGUCUUUCUCCUCGCCCUCCUGCUCCCUGCCCCUGGAGACGAUAUACCCCACCCUAUCCGCGUCACCACCUCCCUCCUCCUCUCCGCGCUCCUCUCACAACCCCUGCACGGCCCACGGGUCUUCCUCUCCCUCUCGCGCUUCCUCCCCCAAGGCCUCCUCUCCUUCCUGCGGGACGGCUCAGGGGAAGCAGCCAUUUCUGCUCUCUCCCAGACCACGCAGACCCCUGAGCUCGUCUGGUCCCCUGCCCUCGCGCUCAAUCUCGGCCGUCGGAUCGCGGUGCUGGCUGCUGAGGUUGUACGGAUGGUGGAGAUUGCACGGAGGUCUGGUGGUGGGGGCAAGGGAGGAGGAGAAACUGGUGCUUCCGUUUUUGGAAACCUUGCUUCUUUUGAAUGGGAUCCACCUGGUCUUGUGGGAGCUACUGGUGGGGCCGGUUCAGGUGUUGCAUCAGGUGCUAGUUCAGGUGGUUCAGGUGGGGCGUCAGGCGCAUCAGACAAAAGUCUGUUGAAUUCACCUGAAGAAGGGGACGAGUGGCAGGUGGGCGGCGUGUACAUUCGUCUCUUCCUCAAGGACCCCAAGUACCCGCUGCGCAACCCCAAGCGCUUCCUCGAGGGCCUUCUCGACCAAUACGUGCUUGCCACGUCAGCACUAACUAUGGCGCCCCCCUGGAUUAUCCCCUCUAGAUCAAGGUUCACCCCCGGAUUAAGGUUCACCCCUGGAUUAAGGUUCACCCCUGGAUUAAGGUUCGCCCCCGGAUUAAGGUUCGCCCCCGGAUUAAGGUUCACCCCGGGAUUAAGGUUCACCCCCGGAUUAAGGUUCACCCCCGGAUCAAGGUUCACCCCCGGAUUAAGGUUCACCCCCGGAUUAAGGUUCACCCGCGGAUUAAGGUUCACCCGCGGAUUAAGGUUCACCCGCGGAUUAAGGUUCACCCCCGGAUUAAGGUUCACCCCCGGAUUAAGGUUCGCCCCCGGAUUAAGGUUCGCCCCCGGAUUAAGGUUCGCCCCCGGAUUAAGGUUCGCCCCCGGAUUAAGGUUCGCCCCCGGAUUAAGGUUCGCCCCCGGAUUAAGGUUCGCCCCCGGAUUAAGGUUCGCCCCCGGAUUAAGGUUCGCCCCCGGAUUAAGGUUCGCCCCCGGAUUAAGGUUCGCCCCCGGAUUAAGGUUCGCCCCCGGAUUAAGGUUCGCCCCCGGAUUAAGGUUCGCCCCCGGAUUAAGGUUCGCCCCCGGAUUAAGGUUCGCCCCCGGAUUAAGGUUCGCCCCCGGAUUAAGGUUCGCCCCCGGAUUAAGGUUCGCCCCCGGAUUAAGGUUCGCCCCCGGAUUAAGGUUCGCCCCCGGAUUAAGGUUCGCCCCCGGAUUAAGGUUCGCCCCCGGAUUAAGGUUCGCCCCCGGAUUAAGGUUCGCCCCCGGAUUAAGGUUCGCCCCCGGAUUAAGGUUCGCCCCCGGAUUAAGGUUCGCCCCCGGAUUAAGGUUCGCCCCCGGAUUAAGGUUCGCCCCCGGAUUAAGGUUCGCCCCCGGAUUAAGGUUCGCCCCCGGAUUAAGGUUCGCCCCCGGAUUAAGGUUCGCCCCCGGAUUAAGGUUCGCCCCCGGAUUAAGGUUCGCCCCCGGAUUAAGGUUCGCCCUCGGAUCAAGGUUCGCCCCCGGAUCAAGGUUCGCCCACGGACUAAGGUUCGCCCCCGGAUUAAGGUUCACCCCCGGAUUAAGGUUCGCCCCCGGAUUAAGGUUCGCCCCCGGAUUAAGGUUCGCCCCCGGAUUAAGGUUCGCCCCCGGAUUAAGGUUCGCCCCCGGAUUAAGGUUCGCCCCCGGAUUAAGGUUCGCCCCCGGAUUAAGGUUCGCCCCCGGAUUAAGGUUCGCCCCCGGAUGGAGGUUCGCCCCCGGAUUGAGGUUCGCCCCCGGAUCGAGGUUCGCCCCCGAUCGAGGUUCGCCCCCGGAUCGAGGUUCGCCCCGGGAUCGAGGUUCGCCCCGGGAUCGAGGUUCGCCCCGGAUCGAGGUUCGCCCCCGGAUCGAGGUUCGCCCCCGGAUCGAGGUUCGCCCCCGGAUCGAGGUUCGCCCCCGGAUCGAGGUUCGCCCCCGGAUCGAGGUUCGCCCUCGCAUCGAGGUUCGCCCCCGGAUCGAGGUUCGCCCCCGGAUCGAGGUUCGCCCCCGGAUCGAGGUUCGCCCCCGGAUCGAGGUUCGCCCCCGGAUCGAGGUUCGCCCCCGGAUCGAGGUUCGCCCCCGCAUCGAGGUUCGCCCCCGGAUCGAGGUUCGCCCCCGCAUCGAGGUUCGCCCCCGGAUCGAGGUUCGCCCCCGGAUCGAGGUUCGCCCCCGGAUCGAGGUUCGCCCCCGGAUCGAGGUUCGCCCCCGGAUCGAGGUUCGCCCCCGGAUCGAGGUUCGCCCCCGGAUCGAGGUUCGCCCCCGGAUCGAGGUUCGCCCCCGGAUCGAGGUUCGCCCCCGGAUCGAGGUUCGCCCCCAAAUCAAAAUUCACCCCCAUAUCGAGGUUCGCCCCCCGGAUCGAGGUUCGCCCCCGGAUCGAGGUUCGCCCCCGGAUCGAGGUUCGCCCCCGGAUCGAGGUUCGCCCCCGGAUCGAGGUUCGCCCCCGGAUCGAGGUUCGCCCCCGGAUCGAGGUUCGCCCCCGGAUCGAGGUUCGCCCCCGGAUCGAGGUUCGCCCCCGGAUCGAGGUUCGCCCCCGGAUCGAGGUUCGCCCCCGGAUCGAGGUUCGCCCCCGGAUCGAGGUUCGCCCCCGGAUCGAGGUUCGCCCCCGGAUCGAGGUUCGCCCCCGGAUCGAGGUUCGCCCCCGGAUCGAGGUUCGCCCCCGAUCGAGGUUCGCCCCCGGAUCGAGGAUCGCCCCCGGAUCGAGGUUCGCCCCCCGAUCGAGGUUCGCCCCCGGAUCGAGGUUCGCCCCCGGAUCGAGGUUCGCCCCCGGAUCGAGGAUCGCCCCCGGAUCGAGGUUCGCCCCCGGAUCGAGGUUCGCCCCCGGAUCGAGGAUCGCCCCCGGAUCCAGGUUCGCUCCCGGAUCCAGGUUCGCCCCGGGAUUCAGGUUCGCCCCGGGAUUGAGGUUCGCCCCCGGAUUGAGGUUCGCCCCGGGAUUCAGGUUCGCCCCGGGUUCAGGUUCGCCCCCGGAUUAAGGUUCGCCCCCGGAUUAAGGUUCGCCCCCGGAUUAAGGUUCGCCCCCGGAUUAAGGUUCGCCCCCGGAUUAAGGUUCGCCCCCGGAUUAAGGUUCGCCCCCGGAUUAAGGUUCGCCCCCGGAUUAAGGUUCGCCCCCGGAUUAAGGUUCGCCCCCGGAUUAAGGUUCGCCCCCGGAUUAAGGUUCGCCCCCGGAUUAAGGUUCGCCCCCGGAUUAAGGUUCGCCCCCGGAUUAAGGUUCGCCCCCGGAUUAAGGUUCGCCCCCGGAUUAAGGUUCGCCCCCGGAUUAAGGUUCGCCCCCGGAUUAAGGUUCGCCCCCGGAUUAAGGUUCGCCCCCGGAUUAAGGUUCGCCCCCGGAUUAAGGUUCGCCCCCGGAUUAAGGUUCGCCCCCGGAUUAAGGUUCGCCCCCGGAUUAAGGUUCGCCCCCGGAUUAAGGUUCGCCCCCGGAUUAAGGUUCGCCCCCGGAUUAAGGUUCGCCCCCGGAUUAAGGUUCGCCCCCGGAUUAAGGUUCGCCCCCGGAUUAAGGUUCGCCCCCGGAUUAAGGUUCGCCCCCGGAUUAAGGUUCGCCCCCGGAUUAAGGUUCGCCCCCGGAUUAAGGUUCGCCCCCGGAUUAAGGUUCGCCCCCGGAUUAAGGUUCGCCCCCGGAUUAAGGUUCGCCCCCGGAUUAAGGUUCGCCCCCGGAUUAAGGUUCGCCCCCGGAUUAAGGUUCGCCCCCGGAUUAAGGUUCGCCCCCGGAUUAAGGUUCGCCCCCGGAUUAAGGUUCGCCCCCGGAUUAAGGUUCGCCCCCGGAUUAAGGUUCGCCCCGGAUCAAGGUUCGCCCCCGGAUCAAGGUUCGCCCCCGGAUCGAGGUUCGCCCCCGGAUCGAGGUUCGCCCCCGGAUCGAGGUUCGCCCCCGGAUCGAGGUUCGCCCCCGGAUCGAGGUUCGCCCCCGGAUCGAGGUUCGCCCCCGGAUCGAGGUUCGCCCCCGGAUCGAGGUUCGCCCCCGGAUCGAGGUUCGCCCCCGGAUCGAGGUUCGCCCCCGGAUCGAGGUUCGCCCCCGGAUCGAGGUUCGCCCCCGGAUCGAGGUUCGCCCCCGGAUCGAGGUUCGCCCCCGGAUCGAGGUUCGCCCCCGGAUCGAGGUUCGCCCCCGGAUCGAGGUUCGCCCCCGGAUCGAGGUUCGCCCCCGGAUCGAGGUUCGCCCCCGGAUCGAGGUUCGCCCCCGGAUCGAGGUUCGCCCCCGGAUCGAGGUUCGCCCCCGGAUCGAGGUUCGCCCCCGGAUCGAGGUUCGCCCCCGGAUCGAGGUUCGCCCCCGGAUCGAGGUUCGCCCCCGGAUCGAGGUUCGCCCCCGGAUCGAGGUUCGCCCCCGGAUCGAGGUUCGCCCCCGGAUCGAGGUUCGCCCCCGGAUCGAGGUUCGCCCCCGGAUCGAGGUUCGCCCCCGGAUCGAGGUUCGCCCCCGGAUCGAGGUUCGCCCCCGGAUCGAGGUUCGCCCCCGGAUCGAGGUUCGCCCCCGGAUCGAGGUUCGCCCCCGGAUCGAGGUUCGCCCCCGGAUCGAGGUUCGCCCCCGGAUCGAGGUUCGCCCCCGGAUCGAGGUUCGCCCCCGGAUCGAGGUUCGCCCCCGGAUCGAGGUUCGCCCCCGGAUCGAGGUUCGCCCCCGGAUCGAGGUUCGCCCCCGGAUCGAGGUUCGCCCCCGGAUCGAGGUUCGCCCCCGGAUCGAGGUUCGCCCCCGGAUCGAGGUUCGCCCCCGGAUCGAGGUUCGCCCCCGGAUCGAGGUUCGCCCCCGGAUCGAGGUUCGCCCCCGGAUCGAGGUUCGCCCCCGGAUCGAGGUUCGCCCCCGGAUCGAGGUUCGCCCCCGGAUCGAGGUUCGCCCCCGGAUCGAGGUUCGCCCCCGGAUCGAGGUUCGCCCCCGGAUCGAGGUUCGCCCCCGGAUCGAGGUUCGCCCCCGGAUCGAGGUUCGCCCCCGGAUCGAGGUUCGCCCCCGGAUCGAGGUUCGCCCCCGGAUCGAGGUUCGCCCCCGGAUCGAGGUUCGCCCCCGGAUCGAGGUUCGCCCCCGGAUCGAGGUUCGCCCCCGGAUCGAGGUUCGCCCCCGGAUCGAGGUUCGCCCCCGGAUCGAGGUUCGCCCCCGGAUCGAGGUUCGCCCCCGGAUCGAGGUUCGCCCCCGGAUCGAGGUUCGCCCCCGGAUCGAGGUUCGCCCCCGGAUCGAGGUUCGCCCCCGGAUCGAGGUUCGCCCCCGGAUCGAGGUUCGCCCCCGGAUCGAGGUUCGCCCCCGGAUCGAGGUUCGCCCCCGGAUCGAGGUUCGCCCCCGGAUCGAGGUUCGCCCCCGGAUCGAGGUUCGCCCCCGGAUCGAGGUUCGCCCCCGGAUCGAGGUUCGCCCCCGGAUCGAGGUUCGCCCCCGGAUCGAGGUUCGCCCCCGGAUCGAGGUUCGCCCCCGGAUCGAGGUUCGCCCCCGGAUCGAGGUUCGCCCCCGGAUCGAGGUUCGCCCCCGGAUCGAGGUUCGCCCCCGGAUCGAGGUUCGCCCCCGGAUCGAGGUUCGCCCCCGGAUCGAGGUUCGCCCCCGGAUCGAGGUUCGCCCCCGGAUCGAGGUUCGCCCCCGGAUCGAGGUUCGCCCCCGGAUCGAGGUUCGCCCCCGGAUCGAGGUUCGCCCCCGGAUCGAGGUUCGCCCCCGGAUCGAGGUUCGCCCCCGGAUCGAGGUUCGCCCCCGGAUCGAGGUUCGCCCCCGGAUCGAGGUUCGCCCCCGGAUCGAGGUUCGCCCCCGGAUCGAGGUUCGCCCCCGGAUCGAGGUUCGCCCCCGGAUCAGGUUCGCCCCCGGAUCAGGUUCGCCCCCGGAUUCAGGUUCGCCCCCGGAUUCAGGUUCGCCCCCGGAUUCAGGUUCGCCCCCGGAUUCAGGUUCGCCCCCGGAUUCAGGUUCGCCCCCGGAUUCAGGUUCGCCCCCGGAUUCAGGUUCGCCCCCGGAUCAGGUUCGCCCCCGGAUCAGGUUCGCCCCCGGAUCAAGGUUCGCCCCCGGAUCAAGGUUCGCCCCCGGAUCAAGGUUCGCCCCCGGAUCAAGGUUCGCCCCCGGAUCAAGGUUCGCCCCCGGAUCAAGGUUCGCCCCCGGAUCAAGGUUCGCCCCCGGAUCAAGGUUCGCCCCCGGAUCAAGGUUCGCCCCCGGAUCAAGGUUCGCCCCCGGAUCAAGGUUCGCCCCCGGAUCAAGGUUCGCCCCCGGAUCAAGGUUCGCCCCCGGAUCAAGGUUCGCCCCCGGAUCAAGGUUCGCCCCCGGAUCAAGGUUCGCCCCCGGAUCAAGGUUCGCCCCCGGAUCAAGGUUCGCCCCCGGAUCAAGGUUCGCCCCCGGAUCAAGGUUCGCCCCCGGAUCAAGGUUCGCCCCCGGAUCAAGGUUCGCCCCCGGAUCAAGGUUCGCCCCCGGAUCAAGGUUCGCCCCCGGAUCAAGGUUCGCCCCCGGAUCAAGGUUCGCCCCCGGAUCAAGGUUCGCCCCCGGAUCAAGGUUCGCCCCGGAUCAAGGUUCGCCCCCGGAUCAAGGUUCGCCCCCGGAUCAAGGUUCGCCCCCGGAUCAAGGUUCGCCCCCGGAUCAAGGUUCGCCCCCGGAUCAAGGUUCGCCCCCGGAUCAAGGUUCGCCCCCGGAUCAAGGUUCGCCCCCGGAUCAAGGUUCGCCCCGGAUCAAGGUUCGCCCCCGGAUCAAGGUUCGCCCCCGGAUCAAGGUUCGCCCCCGGAUCGAGGUUCGCCCCCGGAUCGAGGUUCGCCCCCGGAUCGAGGUUCGCCCCCGGAUCGAGGUUCGCCCCCGGAUCGAGGUUCGCCCCCGGAUCGAGGUUCGCCCCCGGAUCGAGGUUCGCCCCCGGAUCGAGGUUCGCCCCCGGAUCGAGGUUCGCCCCCGGAUCGAGGUUCGCCCCCGGAUCGAGGUUCGCCCCCGGAUCGAGGUUCGCCCCCGGAUCGAGGUUCGCCCCCGGAUCGAGGUUCGCCCCCGGAUCGAGGUUCGCCCCCGGAUCGAGGUUCGCCCCCGGAUCGAGGUUCGCCCCCGGAUCGAGGUUCGCCCCCGGAUCGAGGUUCGCCCCCGGAUCGAGGUUCGCCCCCGGAUCGAGGUUCGCCCCCGGAUCGAGGUUCGCCCCCGGAUCGAGGUUCGCCCCCGGAUCGAGGUUCGCCCCCGGAUCGAGGUUCGCCCCCGGAUCGAGGUUCGCCCCCGGAUCGAGGUUCGCCCCCGGAUCGAGGUUCGCCCCCGGAUCGAGGUUCGCCCCCGGAUCGAGGUUCGCCCCCGGAUCGAGGUUCGCCCCCGGAUCGAGGUUCGCCCCCGGAUCGAGGUUCGCCCCCGGAUCGAGGUUCGCCCCCGGAUCGAGGUUCGCCCCCGGAUCGAGGUUCGCCCCCGGAUCGAGGUUCGCCCCCGGAUCGAGGUUCGCCCCCGGAUCGAGGUUCGCCCCCGGAUCGAGGUUCGCCCCCGGAUCGAGGUUCGCCCCCGGAUCGAGGUUCGCCCCCGGAUCGAGGUUCGCCCCCGGAUCGAGGUUCGCCCCCGGAUCGAGGUUCGCCCCCGGAUCGAGGUUCGCCCCCGGAUCGAGGUUCGCCCCCGGAUCGAGGUUCGCCCCCGGAUCGAGGUUCGCCCCCGGAUCGAGGUUCGCCCCCGGAUCGAGGUUCGCCCCCGGAUCGAGGUUCGCCCCCGGAUCGAGGUUCGCCCCCGGAUCGAGGUUCGCCCCCGGAUCGAGGUUCGCCCCCGGAUCGAGGUUCGCCCCCGGAUCGAGGUUCGCCCCCGGAUCGAGGUUCGCCCCCGGAUCGAGGUUCGCCCCCGGAUCGAGGUUCGCCCCCGGAUCGAGGUUCGCCCCCGGAUCGAGGUUCGCCCCCGGAUCGAGGUUCGCCCCCGGAUCGAGGUUCGCCCCCGGAUCGAGGUUCGCCCCCGGAUCGAGGUUCGCCCCCGGAUCGAGGUUCGCCCCCGGAUCGAGGUUCGCCCCCGGAUCGAGGUUCGCCCCCGGAUCGAGGUUCGCCCCCGGAUCGAGGUUCGCCCCCGGAUCGAGGUUCGCCCCCGGAUCGAGGUUCGCCCCCGGAUCGAGGUUCGCCCCCGGAUCGAGGUUCGCCCCCGGAUCGAGGUUCGCCCCCGGAUCGAGGUUCGCCCCCGGAUCAAGGUUCGCCCCGGAUUCAGGUUCACCCCUGGAUUAGGUUCACCCCUGGAUUAAGGUUCACCCCUGGAUUAAGGUUCACCCCUGGAUUAAGGUUCACCCCUGGAUUAAGGUUCACCCCUGGAUUAAGGUUCACCCCUGGAUUAAGGUUCACCCCUGGAUUAAGGUUCACCCCUGGAUUAAGGUUCACCCCUGGAUUAAGGUUCACCCCUGGAUUAAGGUUCACCCCUGGAUUAAGGUUCACCCCUGGAUUAAGGUUCACCCCUGGAUUAAGGUUCACCCCUGGAUUAAGGUUCACCCCUGGAUUAAGGUUCACCCCUGGAUUAAGGUUCACCCCUGGAUUAAGGUUCACCCCUGGAUUAAGGUUCACCCCUGGAUUAAGGUUCACCCCUGGAUUAAGGUUCACCCCUGGAUUAAGGUUCACCCCUGGAUUAAGGUUCACCCCUGGAUUAAGGUUCACCCCUGGAUUAAGGUUCACCCCUGGAUUAAGGUUCACCCCUGGAUUAAGGUUCACCCCUGGAUUAAGGUUCACCCCUGGAUUAAGGUUCACCCCUGGAUUAAGGUUCACCCCUGGAUUAAGGUUCACCCCUGGAUUAAGGUUCACCCCUGGAUUAAGGUUCACCCCUGGAUUAAGGUUCACCCCUGGAUUAAGGUUCACCCCUGGAUUAAGGUUCACCCCUGGAUUAAGGUUCACCCCUGGAUUAAGGUUCACCCCUGGAUUAAGGUUCACCCCUGGAUUAAGGUUCACCCCUGGAUUAAGGUUCACCCCUGGAUUAAGGUUCACCCCUGGAUUAAGGUUCACCCCUGGAUUAAGGUUCACCCCUGGAUUAAGGUUCACCCCUGGAUUAAGGUUCACCCCUGGAUUAAGGUUCACCCCUGGAUUAAGGUUCACCCCUGGAUUAAGGUUCACCCCUGGAUUAAGGUUCACCCCUGGAUUAAGGUUCACCCCUGGAUUAAGGUUCACCCCUGGAUUAAGGUUCACCCCUGGAUUAAGGUUCACCCCUGGAUUAAGGUUCACCCCUGGAUUAAGGUUCACCCCUGGAUUAAGGUUCACCCCUGGAUUAAGGUUCACCCCUGGAUUAAGGUUCACCCCUGGAUUAAGGUUCACCCCUGGAUUAAGGUUCACCCCUGGAUUAAGGUUCACCCCUGGAUUAAGGUUCACCCCUGGAUUAAGGUUCACCCCUGGAUUAAGGUUCACCCCUGGAUUAAGGUUCACCCCUGGAUUAAGGUUCACCCCUGGAUUAAGGUUCACCCCUGGAUUAAGGUUCACCCCUGGAUUAAGGUUCACCCCUGGAUUAAGGUUCACCCCUGGAUUAAGGUUCACCCCUGGAUUAAGGUUCACCCCUGGAUUAAGGUUCACCCCUGGAUUAAGGUUCACCCCUGGAUUAAGGUUCACCCCUGGAUUAAGGUUCACCCCUGGAUUAAGGUUCACCCCUGGAUUAAGGUUCACCCCUGGAUUAAGGUUCACCCCUGGAUUAAGGUUCACCCCUGGAUUAAGGUUCACCCCUGGAUUAAGGUUCACCCCUGGAUUAAGGUUCACCCCUGGAUUAAGGUUCACCCCUGGAUUAAGGUUCACCCCUGGAUUAAGGUUCACCCCUGGAUUAAGGUUCACCCCUGGAUUAAGGUUCACCCCUGGAUUAAGGUUCACCCCUGGAUUAAGGUUCACCCCUGGAUUAAGGUUCACCCCUGGAUUAAGGUUCACCCCUGGAUUAAGGUUCACCCCUGGAUUAAGGUUCACCCCUGGAUUAAGGUUCACCCCUGGAUUAAGGUUCACCCCUGGAUUAAGGUUCACCCCUGGAUUAAGGUUCACCCCUGGAUUAAGGUUCACCCCUGGAUUAAGGUUCACCCCUGGAUUAAGGUUCACCCCUGGAUUAAGGUUCACCCCUGGAUUAAGGUUCACCCCUGGAUUAAGGUUCACCCCUGGAUUAAGGUUCACCCCUGGAUUAAGGUUCACCCCUGGAUUAAGGUUCACCCCUGGAUUAAGGUUCACCCCUGGAUUAAGGUUCACCCCUGGAUUAAGGUUCACCCCUGGAUUAAGGUUCACCCCUGGAUUAAGGUUCACCCCUGGAUUAAGGUUCACCCCUGGAUUAAGGUUCACCCCUGGAUUAAGGUUCACCCCUGGAUUAAGGUUCACCCCUGGAUUAAGGUUCACCCCUGGAUUAAGGUUCACCCCUGGAUUAAGGUUCACCCCUGGAUUAAGGUUCACCCCUGGAUUAAGGUUCACCCCUGGAUUAAGGUUCACCCCUGGAUUAAGGUUCACCCCUGGAUUAAGGUUCACCCCUGGAUUAAGGUUCACCCCUGGAUUAAGGUUCACCCCUGGAUUAAGGUUCACCCCUGGAUUAAGGUUCACCCCUGGAUUAAGGUUCACCCCUGGAUUAAGGUUCACCCCUGGAUUAAGAUCUCGAGACGUCAUUGUUGCACAGGCGCUCAGGAACGGCCUGGUGCAGGUCCUGCUGGCAAUCCUUGACUGGCGGGCAGGCGGAAAAGCUUCGCUGGCUGCCCGGAUGCGGUGGAGCGAAUCAGAGGCAGCGGUGGGGCGAGUGCUGGCAGUGGAAAUCCUGAAGCUGCUGGGGGCAGAUGGGGCCUACUCCAUCCGAGUACAAGAGAUUCUCAACGGCUCUGAGGUGUGGAGGGCUUUCAAGGACCAGAAGCACGACCUCUUCCUCCCCACCAACGUGCAGUCAUCUGGUGCCGCUUUCUCACCCUCCCCUUCCUUCCCAGCCACUGUCCCAACCGCUACAUCUCUCCCGAACCACUCCCAAGCCUUUGACCCGCUCUUAGGUUCGACACCAGGGCUGGUAUCACCAACAGGAGGUUCGGGUGCAGGUAUGGCUGGAAUGGCAGCUUCGGCAGCAACUCGCCCCUCUGUAGAAGAGACAGGAGGGGCAGUUGCAAGAGUAGCAGCAGGGGCACGAACCUCUGGCGCUGUGGCAGGGUCUGCUGCAGGUUUGGCGGCGCCUGCUGUAGUCUCGGCCUCAGAUUUUGAUAGAGUGGUGGAAGAGAAAAUGCUAGGAGGGGGCAUUGGUGGGGCUGCUGCUCAGGUUUCUGGUCAGGUGACUGGUCAGGUGGUUCAGGUGGCUGGGCAGGUGAAACAACAAAAUGCUUCUAGAGAGGGGAAGGCAAGGUUGGAGGAUGAAGGGUUUUUGGUGCUUGGGAGGCAGGAGAAAGGGGUUACGGAUAAUGGGAAUGAGGGUUAUGGGGGUGAAGAGGAAGAGGAGGUUGCAAGGCAGCCCAUAGGCAUCUCAGGAAGUCCGCUUUUUCCGUUGUCGGCCCGCUGCUCGCGUUCCGAGCUUCCCGCCAGCAUGGCUUCCGCGCUUAGAGCGUCUCUGGCGCCUGCGGGGCUCGGCGCGGCCGCGCUCUCCGCGUCUCCGCUCGGCGGGAGAAAGGAGCACCUCGGCGCGUCUCUCCCCGCGUCCGCCGCCGGGUCUCACGGCAGAGUGACCAUGGCGUUGCGCGCUCGCCGCGACCCGCGGCUGAUUGCGCCGGUAAACGACAAAUUCCUCCCGUGGCUGGCGGAAGUCGCGCGGUCCGACGAGGGGCGCGCGCAGAUCGCCGACGCGGCGAGCGGGCGGUUCGAUGGACCGCCGCUGCUAGACCUCGCCGCGGCGAAAAUGGCGGCGACGCAAAUGGCGGCGCCCGCGCAAGUCGAGCGAGGCGGAGGGUACGGCGAGCACCGGCCGCGACGGCCGCCGCCGGAUCUGCCGUCGCUGCUGCUGAACAGCCGAAUCGUGUACAUCGGCAUGCCGCUCGUCCCAGCAGUGACAGAGCUGGUGAUAGCACAGCUGCUGUACCUGCAGUGGCUGGAUCCGCGUCAGCCCACGUACGUCUACCUCAACUCCACUGGCACUUCCCGCGCUGACGGCGAAACUGUGGGCAUGGAAACAGAGGGGUUUGCCAUCUACGACACCAUGAUGCAGAUGAAGAACGAGAUGCAGACAGUGGGAGUGGGGGCGGCCAUAGGGCAGGCGUGCAUGCUGCUGGCGGCGGGGGAGAAGGGGCGGCGAUUCAUGUUGCCACACGCCACAGCCAUGAUCCAGCAGCCACGCCUGCCCUCCACUGGACAGAUGUCAGCCAUUGAUGUGCACAUCCGCGCCAAGGAGGUAGUUAACAACAGGGACACUCUUGUUAAGCUUCUUGCUCGUCACACAGGCAAUUCCUUUGAGAAGAUAGCCAAGACGAUGGAGCGCCCGUACUACAUGAACCCACAGAGGGCCCUCGAGUUUGGAGUGAUUGACAAGAUCCUGUGGCGUGGCCAGGAGGCAAUGGCAAAGACACUGUCAGCGGAGGAGUGGGACAAGGGGGCCGGCAUUCGCAUGAUGGAGAAGCCUGCUGCCGCCCCCCUCUGA